CUUGUUCGCCAUGGUACGCCCUUGUCGUCUGCUCCCACUCACGCUCCAGGAUCGCUUCACGACUGCCCUCGCGCGUCCAUGACGGAGGGUGGCUCAGUGACCUCCCAGCCACCUACGGCCGACACGCCAGCCUCACAGCUAGACUACCUCCAUGGUGGGCUGCUGCCACACGAACAGUAUUGGCACAAUCGCCAGCCAUGGCUACAGGAGCGGGGUUACAUGCUACGUCCGCGAUAUAGGACCGACUGGAAACCGUCUUGGCUCGGUACAGACAAGUACUUCGGGUUCUGUGAAGACGGGCGAAGCACGAUAUCACCGGUUAUCAUGGACGCUACCAAAACUUCUGACGGCUUACAUGUGACUUUGAAAAAGGUCAACACACAAGUUCACCCGUUCGAAGUGGAGAUUGGCCAGUUCCUGUCGUCCGAGGAGACGACAUCCAAUCCGCGCAACUACUGUGCACGCAUACUUGACGUGCUACCAGAUCCUACCGAACCGAAUACAACGGUCAUUGCUAUGCCUCUUCUCAAAGCCUUUUACGACCCCGACUUCGUGACUAUCGGAGAGGCAGUCGCGUUCUUCAAGCAGAUUAUCGAAGGGUUACAUUUCAUGCACAAGAAGCAUGUAGCUCAUCGCGAUAUAUCGAUGUUGAAUGUGAUGAUGGACGCAACACCAAUGUAUCCUGAUCUAUGGCAUCCCCAAGCUACAGUAUACAAACGCGACUUCUCCGGGCGCGCGAAACAUUUCAGCCGCACCGAGCGUCCCCCGAAGUACUUCUACAUUGACUUCGGUCUUUCACGCAAGUACAACUCUGACGACGGGCAGCCUCAAGAGCUUCCCAUUCUUGGCGGCGACAAAACUGUUCCAGAGUUCCAGGAGCAAGGUUAUGACAAGCCGGCUAACCCCUUUCGCACCGACAUAUACUAUCUCGGUAAUCUCAUGCGAACACAAUUUUUGAAUAAGUAUCGUGGACUUGACUUCGUGCAGCCGCUCGUCGCCGACAUGGUUCAGAAUGACCCUGAGAAGCGGCCGACGAUCGAGGAGGUGGAAUCGCGGUUUGACGGCAUAUCCUGCCAACUUUCUUGGUGGCAGCUGCGGUCGAGGUUGGUUGAGAAGGAUGAGAACGCCCUUGUACGGACUGUGUUUGGGAUAGGGCACAUCUUCCGGACAGCGAAGUACGUUAUCAAGCGGCGGCCUCCCGUACCGCUUCCGCCGUGAUCUACGCGCUCGCUUGGAUGUCCUCGCGAUACCCUCUACGAGCCUCUACGCUGUUAUUUUCCGAGUCCGCUGUUGGUUAAGGCUAAGUACCGGAAAACUAUAAGUUUGUCACUGGCUUCGCUGAGCGGCCUUGUCAUCUUGUUACAGGCACAGAGUCUCUGCCGUGCGGCGUUGAUGAUGGACUAGGUACGCUUAGCUCCGGCAGGCCUGUGUGCGAAUAGGAAUACAACACCUUCAACUUAAAU
This is a messenger RNA of Fomitopsis serialis, 1463 nucleotides long. RefSeq lists its product as uncharacterized. Gene Ontology annotation, biological process: protein phosphorylation; mitotic DNA damage checkpoint signaling. Gene Ontology annotation, molecular function: ATP binding; protein serine/threonine kinase activity. The transcript is spliced from 5 exons. Gene Ontology annotation, cellular component: nucleus; cytoplasm. Bases 79 to 1218 code for a protein of 379 amino acids. Lineage: Eukaryota; Fungi; Basidiomycota; Agaricomycetes; Polyporales; Fomitopsidaceae. The record is from RefSeq and is a predicted model, not a curated record.